Molecule: messenger RNA, 219 nt
Organism: Paramecium primaurelia
Lineage: Eukaryota; Ciliophora; Oligohymenophorea; Peniculida; Parameciidae
Source: the annotation of a GenBank genome assembly
AUGAAAGAGUAAAAUAUGAAUUCCAGAAAUAUAUUGAAUUAUGUAUUAAAAAAUACAACAUUAACUAUAUAAAAUGUUAUUGUAAAACAAGAAAAGAACAUAGUUCUUUCAAAAGCUACUCUAAUCUAAUAUUUUGAUAACACAUUCAACAAAGGUACAUAAUAGAAUAGAAAUUCAUUCAAUUCAUUAAAACCUUAUAGUAUGGCAUCUGAAUUAUGA